Messenger RNA from Belonocnema kinseyi, 997 nucleotides. Its product is annotated as cytochrome B5-like protein. The transcript is spliced from 2 exons. Gene Ontology annotation, molecular function: heme binding. Lineage: Eukaryota; Metazoa; Arthropoda; Insecta; Hymenoptera; Cynipidae. Bases 1 to 549 code for a protein of 182 amino acids. Gene Ontology annotation, cellular component: intracellular membrane-bounded organelle; membrane. The record is from RefSeq and is a predicted model, not a curated record.
AUGUCCCACGAACGACAUCUGAGAGACACAGCAUCUUCCCCGGAAGACAGCAUUCUGGAUAAGAUGGAUCUAUUGAGGUCGACCUUUAGAGCCCUGAAUUUGCACGGGCCAGAAGCAGAGGACGAUUUCUCCAUCCAGCAACUUGGGAAUGAGAGAACGACUCCAGUUCUGGAAAAUGAAAAUGGGAAUUUUGAAACAAGAAAGGAUUUCAAGGAUCAGAUGAGAAAGCAAAGUAGAAAACAAAGUCGAGAAGAGGAUGAAAAGCUGGAAACAAUUUCCCUCGCAGAUGUAGCCUGGCACGACACGUCCGACGAUUGUUGGAUAGCCAUUUACGACUAUGUCUACAAUUGUACGGAUUUCGUCAAGAACCAUCCUGGUGGACAGGACAUUCUGCUUGAGUAUGCUGGACGGGAUGCCACUCUAGCAUUCAUUGGUACCGGACACUCUAAGGAAGCCAAACAGAUUCUCCAGAGAUACCUAAUUGGAGAACUUCCUCCAGAAGAAAGGAUAUUUCGAAUUCCUGGUGGUGUCAAAAUUGUUGAUUACUAAACAUUUAAUUUGUCUAACUCACAAUCGAAAAUAUAGUGGAAAAUAUUUUUUCGUAGCUAGAGGAUCAGUUUUAAAUUAGAAGGAGAUUUAAAUCGAUCAGCUUUCACUUAGAGCAGAAAUAUCGGCAGUAACUAAUACUGAAUUUAGUUGAUGCUAGCAAGGUGGCUGUAGGUCAGGGAAAACCUGGUCAUCAGGAAAGACAGGAAGUUUCAUUGGCCAGGAAAAUUUAAGGAUUUGAAAUAAAACUUCCAAAAGUUAGGAAGUUUCUUUGAGAGGUAUUUUAAAUAUCUAUCAAAGGUAAAAAAUCACCUUAUAAAUUUGCCUUAUAAUUCUAUUUCUACUUCUUUCUUUGCAGUUGCCUGAUAAUUGCUUAAAAGUUAUAAUUUUAGUUAGAAAUUUUAUAAUUUGUUUGAAAAUACAAAAACUUUGUUUGAAAUUUUCUAGAAAU